UAAAGUUAUAGAUUCUUAUUAUUUAAAUAUGGACCAUAAAGAUUGUGACCAUUCAACUUGCAAUGCCACUAGUCCAAAUGAAUCUGUGCGACAGACAUUAUCAGAGAUGGAUUGGGAGAGGAGUAUAUGGAAUGCAGCUUUCUCGGGAGAAACAGACAGAGUGCAGUCACUGAUCAAUAAGUCAAGAAAUCCAAAGGACUUAGUUAACAGUGAGGACAAAUCUGGUUACACAGCAUUGCAUUAUGCUGCACGUAAUGGACAUGUUGAUAUCUGCAGCAUUCUGGUGGAGAAUGGAGCAUGUAUUAAUUACCCAACUCGAUGUGGAAAUGCCACACCCUUACAUAAAGCAGCAGCUGCAGGUAAAGAGGAAACAGUGAAAUAUUUAAUUCAGCAUGGAGCACUACUGGAUUUGCAAGAUGCUGAUGGCACUACAGCUCUACAUAAAGUGGUAGAAAAUAAAAAACAAAAUCUAGUUAAAAUUUUGCUUGAUGCUUGUCCUAAAUUAGCAGAUAUAAAAGAUAAUAGGGGAAACUUGCCUUUUGUAUAAUAUGAUUUUUGCAAAAAUUUAAACCUACACUUUGCACAUUAAUUUAUUAUGAGCAAUUAUUUAUUUUGAGAGUGGGUAAUUUUUAAAAAAAAAAUUACUUGCAUGGUUAGGAAGCAGACCUUUUAUGUAUUGGUUAGAAUCUUAGAUUGUCCAGUUGGUCUGUGGAAUUAACAAUUUAUGAAUUUGUAUUCUAGAUAUAAUCAUUGCAACAGGAGUUCAUCAAGCAUUGUCACUUAGCAUCAUGCGUGAUUGCAGUUAAGCGUUUGCAUAUACAUAACUACCGCAGUUAACCCGCGCUACAGAUGUUCAGUUUUAUUCAAACAGAAUUGUAAUAAAACUGCAUGUUUGUAGCAUGCAUAGAUUGAAUAUAAGAAAUAUAUCUAUGGUAUGGUAGCACGGGUUAGUAUUACUGCUGUAUUGAGGUCUGAAAGAUAUGGUUGCUAGAAAAAUUACAGGCAAAUUAGGUUCAAUUUACACGCCUGUUUCUGUUACAUGAGUAUGAGUCAGUGUUUCUUGCAUGCUAUGCAAAGUGUUCUCUAUUAUAUGCACUAUUUUACUUAAUAUUUAGAUGUCUUAUUUUAUUUAUUUAUUAUUACUAGACCAACUUACACAUCUGAACAUAUUCAAAACAAAUAAUUCCUUAAGGAAACUUAUCUAAUUUAUCAAGAAUUUUAGGUUUCUGGCAUUCCAAUUGUGGAUAUGUUAUUAAGAUUAAUAAUGUUUUGUACAUGUUUAUUAUUAUCUCGUAUUAAUUACCUAACAGUCAAUUAUUUUGACAUUAUCAAAAAAUAAUUAACCUUGCUAUGCAAUAAAUGUUGAUUGAAUACAAAAUUACUGGAGUUGUGCAAAUUUUUGAAACUAUAUUGUCUUUAUUAUGUCUUUAAUAAUGUUGUAACUUAUUUUUCACUUUUACAUAACAUUAAGUGUUAUCUUUGAACCAUUUUUAUCAAUACUCGACCUAUAAUAUAAUAUAAAUAAAAAAAGAACAUUUUAAUAAUCAUAAUUUAUUUAUUUAGGCAUUGAACAACCCUGUAUAUUUACAUAACUAAACUGUUACAUACCAUAUGUACCUACUUUAUAAUUCAAAGAUCAUGAAGAAUUUCAGUUUCACUAACUUAUUAUGUACUCCAAAUACUAAAACUAUUGUUAAAAAUAUAUUGUAUUUUUAGUAAUUCAGGCCUACAGACUUUCAGUUUUAUCUAAUAGAAAUUUCGAAAAUUUAAAAUCAAAAUCAGAAAAAACUAGUUAAAACUGACGGACACUACACACGUACAAUUUUAUUGUCAGUUCGACUGAGUUAAAUCUGCACGUCUGUAGCACGGGUAAUGCGAUUUACUAGUAAAGUCUAAUGGCCUGUCAUGGCUAGAUGUUCGUCAUUUUUAUAAAAACUGAAAAUUUGUCUGCUUAAGCUCCUACCAUAAGCAUGUUAAGCAACAAUAUAGUGUUAUGAUUGUGGUGGCUUUCGGAGAUAGUAGGUUUCUUUAACAGUUUUUUCCGAAGGGUUGCCUGGAUGCUGAUUGGCUAUUGGAGAAAUGAUUUCUCAAUAUACCAGGGAAUAUAAAAAAAAAGUAUUUUUAAAAUUAACAUUAUUUUUACGUUGUCUGUGGACCCUUAAAAACUGUUACCCUUUAAAGCCACUACGAUCCCAACUCCUUAGUUCUCUAAUUAAUUUAACCAUGAUAGGAGCAUGGAUUGACUUCUGGUCUUGAAACUUCUUCUGAACUUCCAAGGUCUGGUUAUAAUACUUUCUCAAUCUAGUAAGACCUAUUUAGAUUUCUAAAAUAUAAACAUAUGAUGUUUGUGCAACAACAAAUUGUGUUAUAUAUUUAUCUAAACAAUCCUAAUUUUAUAGUUGGUACCUAUAUAUUCUCGUAUAGUACGUAUAACGAGGGAGACAAUAUAUGUUAACAACUUGGCCGUUACUAAGUUACAUGCGAAAGCGAGCGAGCGUUAUCUCUGUCCUUAUCAUUCACAAGCAAUCAUGUUGUCAAUCUGUUUACAUACUUUAUCUCGCCUCGUUAAACAUACUAUAGAUUAUCUUAACUUGACAUGUCAACGCAUUCACACGAUCACGUGCGUCAGUUUUUCUUGACACGAUCGAUUUGAUUUGAUAUGAUUUAUGCACCUUCAAGAUUAGAUUACUAGGCAAGCGCUACUUCAUCAUAGCUUUCCAGGCAUGAUGUAGUCAAGUGAAAGUCCAUUUCAUAUUAAAAAAAAUGCUUAUGCAGUGUCUGAACAACAUAAGAUGACAUUUUCAUUUUCAUAUAACUAUAACACAGUGUAAAUGUGUUGACGUAGUUAAAAUGUAUUAAUCAAACCGCGAGGCGGGAUUAUAUUUGUCUGUCGUGACGUAUUAGAAGAGAAUCGAUAUGAUACAUUUUGUAUGGCAACGCUUACACUUAUGUGUUGUGACAUGUCGUGAUGGCUUCUGAUGUGUCGCAUUCGAAAUGUAUGAUACCGAUUCUGUUCUGAUACGUUACGACACGACACGUCAGACAAAUAUAAUUCCGCCUUGACAGUCCUCGCCCGCGCGGUGUAGGGAUGUAGAGCUGCGAUUCCCAAAGUGGGUUCCGUAUAAAUAAUUUAUUUAAUAUCACAGAUUGGUGUGCGUGUGUAUACAACUAUCAGACAUAAUAUUGAACUAUAAAGCAAUAUUAUUUAUUGACAAAAGGGUCAUGAUGUAGAGAAUGGUAACAAGCAAGCGAAAGGAGCGGACUAUCAAUGUCUUUCCUCUGUCACUCCUCUUAUCGUCAUAUCAAUGGCGUGCACUUCAUAGAUGCAACACAGCACUGCCUACCCUAAGGACUCGAUACAAACCUAUGUUAACCACAGAAUACGUAUUAUUAACAAGAAAUUUUACAAUUUUCUUUAUAGUGCACACUCUAGUUAAAAACAUUUAGGCCACUGCACUCCUUUAACGCGCGUGCGAGGACUCAUUUACCUGGUUGCUUGAAAUAUAAUUAUCUUUAUUGUUUUUGUAUUAGACAUGUACAGUUAUUCUAUUUUAAGAAGAACGGUUUUUGCCUUUGAUAUAGUUGGUAAGGGGACAAUACAAACGCGUUUGUGCAAACUAAAGGUUAAAGGAAAUUUGAACGCAUUGUUAAAUCAUUUAGAAUGAUACAGGGGGGAUGUGUGACAUCGGAACCCUUUUACCGAAAAGAUUUUGCUUAGCAACUAUUUACAUAUGAUAAUUUAUAAAUACAAUUCUUUGCUGUAAGUUACAAAUGGAAUAUCACAAAAAAGGGGAGAAAGACCAAAAAAUGCUUAGAGUGUGAAAGAAGAUUAUAUCAUGUUAGUAAAAGGACAAACUAAUUCAUUGUCUAUGUAUGUAAAGUCUGCCAAUCCGCAUUUGGCCAGCGUGAAGGACUAAGGCCAAAGCCCUCUGAUUCUGAGAGGAGAAUCGUGCUCAGCAGUGAGCCGAAUAUGGGUUGUUAAUGAUGAUGAUGAUGAAAAGGACUAGAUGAUGAGUUGUCGUAUGAUAAAAGGGAAUGGAAAAUAAUGACUUGUUUUGUUGGCCACACUUAGGUUGGAUAAGUAUAAGGAGAUGAUAAUUUCUCCUUUGCUGUCACUUCUUUACAGUCACUACGUCUAUAAACCUAAAUAUUUAUUACAAGCCGUCUCUCAGAAAUAGAAUAUCUGUACUUAGAAUAAAGCAACUUCAAUUACGAUAAACAUUUAUAUUAAUCCUAAUAUAUAAGAUGCAUAAUUGCAUAUAUGUGUAGAUUGCACCUUGUAUGCGUCACUGUGUGUUAGGGCUUUAUCAUACUAGCGGUUUGCGAGCGGCUGCGGAGCGGAACGGUCGCACAGCGAAUACGCCGCGAACACGCCGCGACUGUACAGCGAGGACGUCGCGGAGGCGUGGCAAAUACGCAAUGUUUCCGUCGCGAUUUUGUAGCGAAUCAACGACGUACAAUACAUUUCAUAACAAAAUGGAUUCUGACAAGAAAACAGUGCUGUUGGAGACGAAAUCGAAAGCAUCGACGAAUUUAGGAAGAUCCAUUAACUAUUACUCAAAUGAAAGAGAGCUAUUUUGUGUCGUUUUGCAAACGAAUUAAAAAAUAAUUAAAAACAUCUGCUAAAAACUGACUUAAGACAUGAAGGCACUCAUUUGAAAUUACCAGUGUCAACUGAAGAAAGGCCCGUAAAUACUAUAAGAAAUUUAUUACUAUUCUGCAAAAAAAACCCUAUAAAUUGUUCUUGUCAUAAACAAUUUGUACGCGACAGUACAAAAUGGCUAUUUGCUUAUGAUUCGCUUCGUUUAUGAUGCUAUCUUGUUACGCGGCUGCAACGAAUCCGCUGCGCAUGCGUGGUGUGUUCGUUGCGCGCCCGUAACGUAUUCGUUACGUGCCCGCACCGCUUUGAGGGCGCUCGCAAUCCGCUAGUAUGAUAAGGCCCUUACUGUUGAGAUUAUACAAUAUAUCUCACACACGUAAAAAUAACUAUCACACUAAUAUUAUAUCUUAUAAUAAAGUCUAUAUAUAAAUAGUUAGUUACAUUAUGAAAUCGACAUCUAUUCUUGUCAGAGGAAGAGUAUUCAAUUAUGUAAUAUACAUAUUAUAAUUUGUUAAUAUAAAUAAAUAAAUAUAUUUUUUGUCAUUAUAGGAAACGGAAGAUAGUCUGUAGGCAUCACUAUAUGUAGUCUCCAAAUAAUCGAAAGUGUUUUAUAUUUUUCACUAUUAAUGUACACCUUUGUACUGUUUAGAUAUUUGAUCUUGCAAUAAAAACAAUAAUAAUAAUCAA
Bicyclus anynana (squinting bush brown) is the source of this 5287-nucleotide messenger RNA. RefSeq names its product ankyrin repeat domain-containing protein 39. Gene Ontology annotation, molecular function: protein binding. The record is from RefSeq and is a predicted model, not a curated record. The coding region runs from base 29 to 547 and encodes 172 amino acids. Lineage: Eukaryota; Metazoa; Arthropoda; Insecta; Lepidoptera; Nymphalidae. The transcript is spliced from 3 exons.